AUUCCAUCACUUAUCAAAUUCAGGCCCUCGCAACUUCUCAAUUGAAAGCUUUAGAUCCAUCCUUAUCAAACACCAAAAUGGCACAAACAUCGGCUCCUCAAACUUGGCUCAUCACUGGAUGCUCAUCCGGAUUUGGCGAGGAAUUCGUUCGUCAGCUACGUGCUGCCGGAGACAAUGUCAUUGCAACAGGACGUAAUGCCUCAACCAAGCUCGCACAUUUGAAAGAGACGGGUGCCUCUAUUCUAGAUCUCGAUGUCACCGCUUCCCCCGAAGAAAUCACAUCUAAGAUGGCUGAGGCCUGGAACUUGUAUCCAGAUGGCAUUGACGUUGUUGUAAACAAUGCUGGCUAUAUCUUGAGUGGUGCAUUUGAGGAAUUGAGGUUAAUCCGGCUGCAACCCUUCUUUUGGUUCACGAAAAACUGACUUUGGAGAUAUUAGACAGGAGGACCUUGAGACGUCUUUCAAGACCAAUUUCCACGGUCCACUUAACAUCACUCGGGCCUUACUCCCGAAGCUACGUGCUAAAGGGACUGGGACACUCUUUUAUAUGAGUUCUCAGGCGGCGUGGCAUAGUGAUCCUAGUGCCACAGCAUACUGCUCAAGCAAAUUCGCUCUAGAAGGUGUGUAUCCCUUUCUGUUUUUACCAGCUUACUUCUCGUCGAAUGGCCCACUGAAAACUUACAACAAUUUAGGAGCCGUGGAGUGCUUGUCUAAAGAACUGGCAAUCUUCGCACCGAAAAUCAAGGUUCUCCUCCUUGAGCCUGGAUAUUUCCGCACACAAGCCUUUUCCAACAUCAGACACGUGCCUGAUCGAGUGGAUAUUUACGCUCAAUUCAAUGCUGGUGUAAAGCAGUUUGAACAGAGCGUUGUUGGAAACGAGCCUGGUGACUCCAAAAAGGCAAUUGAGAUUAUGAUUGAUCUUGUUAAGGGUACCGGAGUCGCAGCUGGCAAAGAGAUUAUUCCCUUGCGAGUGCCAUUGGGAAGCGAUGGUUUGGAGAGAAUCAAAGCUAAGUGUCGGGAAACAUUGAAGAUAUGUGAAGAUUGGGAGGAAGUGGCCAAAAGUACGGAUAUUAAGCCAGCUGCAUAA
Molecule: messenger RNA, 1086 nt
Organism: Hymenoscyphus albidus
Lineage: Eukaryota; Fungi; Ascomycota; Leotiomycetes; Helotiales; Helotiaceae
Source: the annotation of a GenBank genome assembly